This is a messenger RNA of Tricharina praecox, 711 nucleotides long. RefSeq lists its product as uncharacterized. The transcript has a single exon. The coding region runs from base 1 to 711 and encodes 236 amino acids. NCBI's taxonomy places the organism in Eukaryota, Fungi, Ascomycota, Pezizomycetes, Pezizales, Pyronemataceae. Gene Ontology annotation, molecular function: nucleic acid binding. The record is from RefSeq and is a predicted model, not a curated record.
AUGGAGAAGUCCACCCCGCCCCACCCCCACAAGAAAAGCAUGCGUUUUGCUCUUCCCGACAAGGAACAUCCCAUAGCCGCCGCCGGCGACCGGUCCAGACCCGUUUCGAAGGCAGGUGACCGCUCCACACCCGUUUCGAAGGCCGGUGACCGCUCCAAACCCGUUUCGAAGGCCGGCGACCGCUCCCGAACCGCUUCGAAGGCCGGUGACUCCCACAGAUCCAAGCUACCGAACACGCCCAUUGCGAACGCCCGCCAGCCUUCCAUUCCAGAACAACAGCAACCCAUCCGUUCUCUUGUCGGCGACUACAUGCGAUUCGAAGACACCAUGCGCAGCUUCUCGACGCUUACUCUCGCGCGGCCCGACAUACGCCACCCGCUUCCAGCGCGCCCGCCGAUUCCCCUGCGUGAGAUCCCGUUCCACCCGGCGCAGCGUUCCGUCAUCGUUGCCAAGACGGGUACGCACGAGACUGUUCGGGCUUGGGCGGAACAGUUCGGUCCCGUCGAGAGUUGCAGUCUUUACCCCGGGAUGGGACACAUCAACUUCUUCCGGUCGGCGGACGCCAGGAGGUGUGUCCUUGAGGGAAAGGGCGAAUGGAGUUCUGCCCGGAAUGUGUACAUCGAGAUCGGUGUCAGGGUGGGAGAGUGGGGUGUUUCUCAGGAAGGAGGUGCCGUGGGACACGUGGACAGUUGGACUCCUCCGCAGUGGUGA